Temnothorax curvispinosus is the source of this 357-nucleotide messenger RNA. Its product is annotated as chromatin assembly factor 1 subunit A-like. The record is from RefSeq and is a predicted model, not a curated record. The coding region runs from base 1 to 357 and encodes 118 amino acids. NCBI's taxonomy places the organism in Eukaryota, Metazoa, Arthropoda, Insecta, Hymenoptera, Formicidae. The transcript has a single exon.
AUGAAGGAAAGGUUAAGACGGCUGAAGGAAAAAGUAGAAGGGAGAAAGGAAGAGAAGGGGGAGGAACGAAGCGAGAGAGUGGAGGUGGAGAGAAGGCUGGAAAGGAAGGAGAAGGAGGAAAGAAGAAGAAAUAUAGUGAUAAGGGGGUUAGAGAUAAGAGGAGGUGGGAGGAAAGAAGAGGCAGAAAAGCUACUGGAAAAAAUAAGAGCUAAAGUGAAGGCAAUAGAGGUGAAGAGAAUAGGGGGGGACGCGGAAAAGGGAAGGGAAAUGGUGCUGCUGAAGUUGGAAAACGAAGAGCAAAAAUGGGAGGUGGAGAAAAAGAAGUUGGAAGUGGAGAAGUUGAGGAUAGAGAAAUAA